AUGCCAUUCUCGCGGCCACUCAAUGUCGUGGGCUGCCAUGCAGAAGGCGAAGUAGGAAACGUGGUGACUGGCGGAGUUCUGGACGUGCCAGGAGCUAACAUGCAUGACAAGAUGAUGCACUUCUGGACCAAUAACGACGGUAUACGCCAGUUGCUGCUCAACGAGCCAAGAGGCCGAGCAGCGAAGUGUGCCAACAUCGUUUUGCCACCAUGUAACCCUCUCGCCGAUGCUGGCUUCUUGAUCAUGGAGAGUGAGGAUUUUGAAGACACGAUGUGUGUCACAACAGUGUUGCUUGAGACGGGAAUGCUGCCAACGCGCGAGCCGAUCACCAAGCUGAACCUGGACACAGCCGCUGGACUGGUCGCAGUCACUGCAGAGUGUGAGAGUGGCAAGUGCAAAAGUGUGGAGUUUGAAAAUGCGCCAUCGUUCGUCUUCGAAUUGGACCAUGAGGUGGAAGUGCCUGGGAUUGGUGUUAUCCAGGUGGACAUCGUCUAUGGUGGCAUGAUCUUCGCCAUGGUCGAUGCAGCCUCGAUCGGCAUAUUGCGAGCAAAGAUUACACCGGUCCAUCCUGAGAAUCCAGCAAUCCGCGGCAUCACGAAUUUGGUUUUCACAGACCCCGUCACUUACACGGAAGGGGAAAAGGAGACCAGAUGCGUCACUGUGGUAAUGCCGGGACGGUUCGAUCGCAGCCCUUGUGGCACAGGCACCUGUGCUAGACUUGCGCUUCUUCAUGCCAGAGGAGAGCUAGACGUUGGCGAGGAGCUCGUCAACUACAACAGCUUGACUAACUCGAAGUUCGAUAGCCGUAUCGUACAGAAGACUCGAGUAGGCAAAUACGAUGCCAUCGUGCCCGCCGUAAAGGGCCGAGCAUGGGUAACUGGCUUCAAGCAGGAAGUCCUCGAUUCGGCAGAUCCAUACCCUGAGGGUUUCAGGGUCGCCGAUGCGUGGCACUCCACAAGACCAGCGUCACUGGUGGACGACAUCUUGGAAGCUCAUAACAACAAGGCAUUUAACGAUCACUAG
Messenger RNA from Fulvia fulva, 1023 nucleotides. Its product is annotated as Trans-3-hydroxy-L-proline dehydratase. The record is from RefSeq and is a predicted model, not a curated record. Gene Ontology annotation, molecular function: 4-hydroxyproline epimerase activity. Lineage: Eukaryota; Fungi; Ascomycota; Dothideomycetes; Mycosphaerellales; Mycosphaerellaceae. The coding region runs from base 1 to 1023 and encodes 340 amino acids. The transcript has 3 exons.